Molecule: messenger RNA, 1397 nt
Organism: Erpetoichthys calabaricus (reedfish)
Lineage: Eukaryota; Metazoa; Chordata; Cladistia; Polypteriformes; Polypteridae
Gene: cenpq
Product: centromere protein Q
Exons: 12
Coding region: 169-1293 (374 amino acids)
Source: RefSeq, a predicted model, not a curated record
CACUCGCAGUGCUUUUGUUUUCAAAAUUGCGCGCGUAGGCCGUCACGGUGUACUACUUGUGCGUUACUUCAAGCUGUAGUUGCCUUUAUCUCGUUAGUUACCGAAUACUGGAGCUGAUUUUUCAGGUCCGUGCUUCGCAUUGCCUCAGCACUUCAAUCUCAGACUUUCAUGGAGCUUUCAGCGGAAGGUAUGAAGCAUACUAGCAAGAAAAAGAACAUUUCCAAAGCUACCCACCAGAAAAUAAAAAAGAGCAAGACCGUGAAGGCAAAAGAGGAUCACGACAGCUCUGAGAAGAUGAAGCAUACCAGCAAGAAAAAGAAUAUUUCCAAAACUAGCCACCAGAAUAUAAAAAAGAGCAAGACCGUGAAGGCAAAAGAGGAUCACGACAGCUCUGAGGAGAUGAAGCAUACCAGCAAGAAAAAGAAUAUUUCCAAAACUAGCCACCAGAAUAUAAAAAAGAGCAAGACCGUGAAGGCAAAAGAGGAUCACGACAGCUCUGAGGAGAUGAAGCAUAUCAGCAAGAAAAAGAAUGUUUCCAAAACUAGCCACCAGAAUAUAAAAAAGAGCAAGACCGUGAAGGCAAAAGAGGAUCACGACAGCUCUGAGGAGGAUGUUGAGCGUGUUCCAGAUAGUCAAAGUAGUGAAGCACAGACUAAGAAAAAAGCAUCUACAACAGCUCCUCGCAGCAGGAAGAAAGGGAAACAAUUGAAACAUGUGUCUCAAACCACGAAGGACUACCUAAGCUCCACUUUUGACUAUGUUGUACUCUCAGUUAUUGUUGGGAAUCAGAAGAAUGCAACAGAAGUGCAGGAGCAUUUCAGAAUCAUGAAAGACAGGUUUUUUAAUCUUUGCUCAAAGCUGAUGGUUCCACCUGAUAACCUGGGAAAUCUUAAUCAGACCCGACAUUGGUAUUUUCUUGAGAAGCAGAAGCUGAAUUCUGCUCAGGAAAUGUUACAGACAGUAGAGGCAGACUGUAAAAAAGUGUUUGACACCCUGGAAGAUAUAACUGGAAAAAAUGAAUCACUUGAGGAGAAGAUUAGAAUUUUGCGUGAUCAACUGGAGGAGUUGGAAUCUGAAAGCCAAGAGAUUUUACAGAGCUCCGAAAACACUGAGCUUCACCUUCCACCUUUGCCAGCGAGAAGCUUUACUGGGCCAACGUUACAGGAGGAAAUGUCAGAUAUACAGAACCCACAGGAAGUUCUCCAAUUGCUGAAUGCCGUUCAGGGUAAUACGGGGGUGCAGGACAUGCUGGCAUUUCUGGCGGAGGCCCAGAGCAUUGCUGAUAAACUUUGACCUGCAGUGCAGGGCUGCUUUACUAAACUUGUGAUAACUUAAGUCAAGGUAGCGAAAUGAUCAGUACAGAUGAGUGCAGUAAAUAAGUAUUUUUUUUGGUAUUA